AUGCAUCAAUCACCACCAAUUGCAUGCACAACAAGUCGGUCCAAAAAUCGAUUUCAAGAUGACGACGCAUCUAGCAUUUCGGCAUCAAGUUCCAGCAAAUCAUCUUCGACCACUGUAUCGACGCCUCACACCUCGGUUGCAUCGUCCACGGAAGAGAGCACACUCGAUGAUCUGAAACAUUACAUCGCGUUAGGCUGUCUUCACCUAGACAGCCACGUCCCUGUACAGGCUAACUCAACGCCCACUCUUGAGUCUACGUGGACUGAAGUCCUUCAUUCUCAGCUCCCCGGAGAGGUCAAGCUGAUCAUCGGUACUGAAGCCUCUCAAUUGCUUGAUGCGCAAUGGAUACGACUGUUCUUUCGUUCUCAGCGCGAGUCAGUGCACAGCAUUGCUCGCGUGUAUCUGCUUCCGGAAGAUUGGAGCCGCCGCUCAAUAAGCCGCAGCAGUAUUGCUUUGAAGAGGGCACUGCGUCAACUACUCGAUCAGAUCGAUACAUCGCCAAAUGCUUGGGCUGGCGACCUUCCAGAUGCUCAGAUACAAUCAUUCGACCCAUGGGCCGGCCAACUUGAUACAUCGUUGUACUAUUUCUUCAACAAACUGCCGUCGCCGUCUCCCAACCCAGCUCUUAUCAAGAACAGGUACACCAGAAGGGCAGCGUACGAUCUACUUGGAUCAGCACAAGCUUCGGAAUGGGAAGAUGAUGGCGAACAACCUCUCAAGGGCUUGAGAACGAGGCUAUACCCUUACCAAGCCAGAUCAGCUAGUUUGAUGAUCGAGCGAGAAGCUGCACCCCAAUUGCAACUUGAUCCGCGUUUGGAGACCCGCACAGCACCAAACGGAGACAAGUUUCUGUACUGUGCGCGGGAUGGCUCUUUUCUACAGGAGCCGCGAUUUUAUGAGUCCAACCGUGGCGGUAUUCUAGCAGAGACUAUGGGCUUGGGCAAGACCAUCAUCUGUCUGGCAGUCAUACUUGCUACUAAAGGUCAUCAUCCGCAGAUACCCGAGUUAUAUCGGCCCCCUUUGCCUGUGCGUGCUAGUGUGGGCACUUUGAAGGAGAUGACAGCCCACGUGCCUGGACGAUAUGCUUUACCUGGGAAAGUAUGUCUGGAAGAGAUGGCAGAGCACGCUGAUGUCAACCUACCACGGCUGAACACCGUUCUCGACGACAACAUGCCCUACUACGAGAUACCGCCGGAAAUGCCUCGAAUGAACCGUACCACAAGGAUACCGCCAGCACGUCAAUACGUCAUGUGUUCCGCUACGAUCUUGGUGGUGCCCAAAAACCUGCUGCACCAGUGGCAGUCUGAGAUUCGGAAACACCUUCUCCCGCAAGCACUCAAGAUCCUGGUUGUUGAUACAGUGUCUAAACGCAGUAAAGCCAAGGCAGCUCCAGUUGAUCAGGCUGGCUUUGAUUCUGCAAGUGAGCUGCCAGCCCCCACGGAGCUCAUGAAGUACGAUGUGGUACUCUUUACGCGCAAUCGCUUCGAGCAAGAGAUUCAAGACGGGGCUGACAACCAGGGCCGGCGAUAUGUGGCUGGUGUCUCCCGUGCUUGCAAUUGCCCGUACAUCGGUGCAACCCGCAUUGCAAAUUGCAGUUGCUUCGACAGUGGUACAGUGUACGAAUCACCUCUCCUGAAGCUCCAUUGGCUUCGCAUUGUUAUCGACGAAGGGCACAACUUCUCGUCAGCGACAUCGAACGCAGUACUGGUCGCAAAGCAGAUCCAAGCUGAGAGGCGAUGGGUUGUAUCUGGCACACCCGCCAAAAAUCUGGUGAGUGUAGAAGUCGACAUGUCAACUAUGGAAGUCGAUGAUGAAGACCCAAUUCUACUUCGCGAGUCAGCAAUCGAACAGCGCAAGACCUUCAACCUCACAGACGAAUCAAAGGCGGUCAAGGCGCUGGGCUCACUCGCAUCGAACUACCUCAUGGUACGUCCUUGGUGUGCCUCGAGUGUCGAAGGAGGCCUCGACUGGGACGAAUACAUCUAUCGACAUGAGCACCCACAUCGGAAGACAUACUCAGCGUUCUCAACCUGCUUUCAGCGGACUCUAGAAGGGUUGGUGGUGAAGACAAGACCUGAAGACGUCGAGAAGGACAUCGUGCUGCCACCUCUGAAGCACAACGUUGUCUAUCUCCAACCUUGCUGGUUCGACAAGAUGACAGCAAAUCUGUUCAUCCAGGUUCUGCGGGCGAACGCUAUCACGUCUGAGCGAACCGAUGUCGACUACCUUUUCCAUCCAAACAGCGUCAAGGCAAAGCACAGCCUCAUUCGGAACUUACGGCAGUCCAACUUCACAUGGACAGGUUUCAGCGUAGAGAGCGUAGUAAGCACUCUAGAGACUAGUGCCAAGUACCUCUCCAAGGAAGACAGGAAGUGUUCCCUAGAGGACGCACAGUCGCUGUUGGAAAGCAGCCAAGCUGUAGCAGGAUUGCCCACAACGGCCGAUUGGGCAGCCUUAAGUACAGCACAUGAGGUUGGCGUUGCAGUCAAGGCCUGGCCAGCAGACAGCGAAGAGUCCUUUGCGUUUGCGUAUCCUGAGAAACCCACAAUGAUCGGAAUGGCACAGCUUCUCGAAGGUCAGCUGCAUGUUGACAGUAACAUCAAAACCGAUGAUCCGUCGAGCAACCUUAUACUCAUUGGCGAAGCUGGCAAGUCAAAAAUUGCUGCAAUGGCCGAAGCCGAACUCCAAAAGUCAGGGAUACCCCAAGGUCUUAUUGAAGGUUCACAGCCUCUAAACAGCCGGCGAGCAUCAGUUCUUGCCAGCAAAGCGUUGCCCAAGAAGUCUGGCAACAAUGAGAGUACGAAUACUCCCGAGCCGACUACACCGCUCCCAGCCCGACCGAAGAAGCGCAAGCUCACACACGAUGAUGAAACAGCGUCUCUUCCUGCUGAUUCACCACUGCUCGAUACAUGUAUCAUCGGUACCACCUCGGCGAAGCUUACAUAUGUUAUCGACAAGGUGGUAGAGCACCAAGGCUCCAAGAAGAUCAUCAUCUUCUACGAUGGCGACAACGCUGCUUUCUAUAUCGCGCAAAGCCUAGAAGCGCUUUAUGUCAAUCACCGCAUCUACGCCCGGCAGCUAGACAACACGAAGCGCUCGGAAUAUGUCAAGCUGUUUAACGAAGAUGCGACUGUCAGGGUUCUGCUCAUCGAUGUCGCUUGUGGUGCCCUUGGUCUCAACCUCAAUGCGGCGAGUAUCAUCAUCAUUGUCAAUCCAAUCAAUAGGCCUGGCCUUGAGGCGCAGGCUAUCAAGCGAGCUCACAGAAUUGGCCAGACUAAGGAAGUCCUCGUCGAGACACUGGUGCUUGAGAACACCAUUGAGCAUGCAAUCUUCGAACGAGCAAAGAAGAUGAGCCGGGCCCAGCACUUGGAGGCGAAAGAGCUGGAAGACGAUGCUGGCAUCACUGAGAUUAUUCAGAGUGCACAGAUUCUGCCUGUAUCAAACGACGAACAAGGGCUGGCGAAGUUCGCGUUGUUGAAGGUGCCACAGCAACUCUUUGGUCGGCCGAAUCGAGACAAGUACCACCGCAUUCAGGUGAAAGACACGCCAGAGAAGUCAAGAAAGAAGGCAAAGAUCUCGAAAACCACCACUCCUUCAAAGGGAAGCGGCGUCAAUACAUCCAUUGUGAUUGAAGAUCCCCCACAAACGAGCUCAUGGGCAGGUGGACUUAUACCGGACCUCUGA
This is a messenger RNA of Macroventuria anomochaeta, 3684 nucleotides long. RefSeq lists its product as uncharacterized. The record is from RefSeq and is a predicted model, not a curated record. The transcript is spliced from 2 exons. NCBI's taxonomy places the organism in Eukaryota, Fungi, Ascomycota, Dothideomycetes, Pleosporales, Didymellaceae. Bases 1 to 3684 code for a protein of 1227 amino acids. Gene Ontology annotation, molecular function: ATP-dependent chromatin remodeler activity; ATP binding.